ACAAACCCAUCCUUUCUUUUUCCAAACCCAACAAAACUUUUCCCUCAAAAACUUCUGUAUUGUACGUGUUCGUUGCUUAGUGGUUGAACUAGUUAAGAGAGAUGCUUCACAACAUCAUCAACGCCAUCACCGGAGACGAUGAUGGGAACAGAAAGAUGAAACGUGAGACGGCGGCCGGAGAGCACAGGAAGAUUGAAGGCACGGUGGUGUUGAUGAAGAAGAAUGUUUUGGACUUCAACGACUUUAAUGCAUCGAUUCUUGAUCGUGUCCAUGAGUUGUUAGGCAAGAGGGUUUCUUUGCAGCUCAUUAGUGCUGUUAAUGCUGACCCAGCUGCAAAUGGGUUGCAAGGGAAACUUGGAAAUCCAGCAUACUUGGAAGACUGGAUAAGCACAAUCGCCCCAUUGAUAGCGGGGGAGACAGCAUUCAAGGUUAACUUUGACUGGGACGAGGAUAUAGCAAUUCCAGGAGCAUUCUUAGUAAGAAACAAUCAUCACAGUGAAUUCUACCUCAAAAGUCUCACCCUCGAAGAUGUUCCAGGAGAAGGACGGAUCCAUUUUGUCUGCAACUCAUGGGUUUACCCUGCAGACCAAUACAAAAACGACCGUGUUUUCUUCUCCAACAAGACAUUUCUUCCAAGUGAAACACCGGCGCCACUGCUAAAGUACAGAGAAGAAGAGCUUGUGAACUUGAGAGGAGAUGGAACAGGGGAGCUUCAGGAAUGGGAUAGGGUCUACGACUAUGCUUACUACAACGAUCUGGGAAAUCCCGAUAAGAACGCUAAAUAUGCCCGUCCGGUUCUUGGAGGGUCUAGCGAGUACCCUUACCCCCGUCGGGGAAGAACUGGACGACCACCGAUGGAGAAAGAUCCUAACAGUGAGAGCAGAGUGAAGCUUCUUAUGAGCUUAAACAUUUAUGUUCCAAGAGAUGAGCGUUUUGGUCACUUGAAGAUGUCAGACUUCCUUGCUUAUGCACUGAAAGCCGUAGCUCAGUUCCUUAAACCUGAGCUGGAAUCUCUAUUUGACAGCACUCCUAGUGAGUUUGACAGCUUUCAAGAUGUACUUAAUCUCUAUGAAGGAGGAAUUAAGCUACCUGAUGGCUUACUUGAGAAUAUCAGGGAAGACAUUCCAGCCGAGAUGCUCAGGGAAAUUUUCCCAACCGAUGGUGAAGGACUCCUCAAAUAUCCAAUGCCCCAAGUGAUUAAAGAGGAUAGGUCUGCAUGGAGGACUGAUGAAGAGUUUGCAAGAGAGAUGCUGGCUGGAGUAAACCCUGUCGACAUUCGUCGUCUUGAAGAAUUUCCACCAGCAAGCAAGCUAGAUCCUAAAGUAUAUGGUGAUCAGGCCAGUACAAUAACCAAACAACACAUUGAAAAUAACAUAGAUGGGCUCAGCAUAGAUGAGGCAAUCAACAAGAAGAAGCUAUUCAUACUAGAUCACCAUGAUGCGAUCAUGCCGUAUCUGAGGCGAAUAAACUCAACUUCUACAAAGACGUAUGCCAGCAGGACAAUCCUUUUCUUGAAGAGUGAUGGGACUUUGAAGCCAUUGGUGAUUGAAUUAAGCUUGCCCCAUCCGGAAGGAGAUCAAUUUGGUGCCAUUAGCAAAGUGUUCACACCAGCUGAAGAAGGUGUUGAAAGUUCCAUUUGGCAAUUGGCAAAAGCUUAUGUGGCUGUAAACGACUCUGGCUAUCAUCAGCUCAUUAGCCACUGGUUAAAUACCCAUGCAGCGAUUGAGCCAUUUGUGAUAGCAACAAAUAGACAACUGAGCGUGCUUCACCCAAUUCACAAGCUUCUGCAUCCUCACUUCCGUGAUACCAUGAAUAUAAAUGCAUUUGCUCGGCAGAUCCUCAUCAAUGCCGGUGGGGUUCUGGAGGCGACAGUUUUUCCAGCAAAGUAUUCCAUGGAGAUGUCAUCAGUAGUUUAUAAGAACUGGGUUUUUCCUGAGCAAGCACUUCCUGCAGAUCUCAUCAAGAGGGGAAUGGCAGUCGAGGAUUCAAACUCCCCACAUGGUCUUCGCCUACUGAUCGAGGACUAUCCAUAUGCUGUUGAUGGGUUGGAAAUCUGGUCAGCAAUCAAAACAUGGGUCGAAGACUACUGCUCCUACUAUUACAAGAGUGAUGACAUUGUACAAAAUGACUCUGAACUGCAGUCUUGGUGGAAGGAACUUAGAGAGGAGGGUCAUGGUGACAAGAAAGAUGAGCCCUGGUGGCCUAAAAUGCAAACGCGUGAAGAGCUUGUAGAAACAUGCACUAUCAUCAUAUGGAUUGCUUCUGCGCUCCACGCUGCUGUCAAUUUUGGACAGUACCCUUAUGCAGGCUACCUCCCAAACCGACCAACAAUCAGCCGUCGGUUCAUGCCUGAAAAAGGCACUCCUGAAUAUGAUGAACUCAAGUCAAACCCUGAUAAGGUUUACUUGAAAACAAUUACUGCCCAACUUCAGACACUUCUUGGGGUUUCCCUCAUUGAGAUUUUGUCAAGGCAUUCUUCCGAUGAGGUGUAUCUCGGGCAAAGAGAUACUCCUGAAUGGACGGUGGAUCCAAAUCCAUUGGAAGCCUUUGAGAGAUUCGGACAGACACUGGCUGGAAUUGAGGAUAAAAUUAUAAAAAAGAACAAUGACAAGAAAUGGAAAAACCGAGUUGGACCAGUCAAGGUGCCAUAUACUUUGCUCUAUCCCACUAGUGAAGGUGGAAUUACUGGCAAGGGCAUUCCCAAUAGUGUCUCAAUCUAAAACUUUGCUUCUCUAUUGGAUUGUUAUUAGUUUUCCACCAAAGCUUUUCUAUCUUUCUCCUUUCUUUUUUUUUUUUUUCUUUCGUCUACUUUUGCUAUAAUAAGUUUCUACUAAAUAAAGACAUGCAUGUAUUGUUGGGAAAUCUCUCGAGUGACUGAGUAGUUUCAAUUUGAGUAAUUGCUUGUUGUAAUUUCUUUGAAGUAUGAAGGGAUUUUAUGUCCUUGCA
Alnus glutinosa is the source of this 2946-nucleotide messenger RNA. Its product is annotated as probable linoleate 9S-lipoxygenase 5. The coding region runs from base 102 to 2720 and encodes 872 amino acids. The transcript has 9 exons. Gene Ontology annotation, molecular function: protein binding; oxidoreductase activity, acting on single donors with incorporation of molecular oxygen, incorporation of two atoms of oxygen; metal ion binding. Gene Ontology annotation, biological process: lipid oxidation. Lineage: Eukaryota; Viridiplantae; Streptophyta; Magnoliopsida; Fagales; Betulaceae. The record is from RefSeq and is a predicted model, not a curated record.